GCCACCAUGCCGCGCCCGGGCCCCCGCCUGUGGCUGGUCCUGCAGGUGAUGGGGGCGUGCGCCGCCAUCAGCUCCAUGGACAUGGAGCGUCCGGGAGACGGCAAGUGCCAGCCCAUCGAGAUCCCCAUGUGCAAGGACAUCGGCUACAACAUGACCCGCAUGCCCAACCUCAUGGGCCACGAGAACCAGCGCGAGGCCGCCAUCCAGCUGCACGAGUUCGCGCCGCUGGUGGAGUACGGCUGCCACGGCCACCUCCGCUUCUUCCUGUGCUCGCUCUACGCGCCCAUGUGCACCGAGCAGGUCUCCACGCCCAUCCCCGCCUGCCGGGUCAUGUGCGAGCAGGCCCGGCUCAAGUGCUCCCCGAUCAUGGAGCAGUUCAACUUCAAGUGGCCCGACUCGCUGGACUGCAGCAAACUCCCCAACAAGAACGACCCCAACUACCUGUGCAUGGAGGCGCCCAACAACGGCUCGGACGAGCCGGCGCGCGGCUCCGGCUUGUUCCCGCCGCUCCUGCGCCCGCAGCGGCCCCCGGGCGCGCAGGAGCACCAGCUGAAGGAGGGGGGCGCGGGGCGCGCCGGCUGCGCCAACCCCGGCAAGUUCCACCACGUGGAGAAGAGCGCGUCGUGCGCGCCGCUGUGCACGCCCGGCGUGGACGUGUACUGGAGCCGCGACGACAAGCGCUUCGCCGUGGUCUGGCUGGCCGUGUGGUCCGCGCUGUGCUUCUUCUCCAGCGCCUUCACCGUCCUCACCUUCCUCAUCGACCCCGACCGCUUCCGCUACCCCGAGCGCCCCAUCAUCUUCCUGUCCAUGUGCUACUGCGUGUCCUCGCUGGGCUACAUCAUCCGCCUCUUCGCCGGCGCCGAGAGCAUCGCCUGCGACCGCGACAGCGGGCAGCUCUACGUCAUCCAGGAGGGCCUGGAGAGCACGGGCUGCACGCUGGUCUUCCUGGUCCUCUACUACUUCGGCAUGGCCAGCUCGCUCUGGUGGGUGAUUCUCACGCUCACCUGGUUCCUGGCUGCGGGCAAGAAGUGGGGCCACGAGGCCAUCGAGGCCAACAGCAGCUACUUCCACCUGGCAGCCUGGGCCAUCCCCGCGGUGAAAACCAUCCUGAUCCUGGUCAUGCGCAGGGUGGCGGGCGACGAGCUCACCGGCGUCUGCUACGUGGGCAGCAUGGACGUGAACGCGCUCACGGGCUUCGUGCUCGUCCCCCUGGCCUGUUACCUCAUCCUGGGCACGUCGUUCAUCCUCUCGGGCUUCGCGGCCCUCUUCCACAUCCGCAGGGUGAUGAAGACGGGCGGGGAGAACACGGACAAGCUGGAGAAGCUCAUGGCGAGGAUCGGACUGUUCUCCGUGCUGUACACGGUGCCGGCCACCUGCGCCAUCGCCUGCUACUUCUACGAGCGCCUCAACAUGGAGUACUGGAAAGUGCUGGCCACGCAGCACAAGUGCCGCGUGAACAACCAGACCAAGACGGUGGACUGCCUGAUGGCGGCGUCCAUCCCGGCCGUGGAGGUCUUCCUCGUGAAGAUCUUCAUGCUGCUGGUGGUGGGCAUCACCAGCGGCAUGUGGGUCUGGACGUCCAAGACGCUGCAGUCCUGGCAGCACGUCUGCAGCCGCAGGUUCAAGAAGAAGAGCCGGAGGAAACCCGCCAGCGUCCUCACCCACAGCGGGAUUUACAAAAAAGCCCAGCAUCCCCAGAAAACGCACCCGGGGAAAUACGAAAUCCCCGCCCCGUCGCCCACCUGUGUGUGAGCGGGCUGGAGGGGG
Molecule: messenger RNA, 1767 nt
Organism: Pteropus alecto (black flying fox)
Lineage: Eukaryota; Metazoa; Chordata; Mammalia; Chiroptera; Pteropodidae
Gene: FZD10
Product: frizzled class receptor 10
Exons: 1
Coding region: 7-1752 (581 amino acids)
Biological process (GO): canonical Wnt signaling pathway; non-canonical Wnt signaling pathway
Cellular component (GO): plasma membrane
Molecular function (GO): Wnt-protein binding; Wnt receptor activity
Source: RefSeq, a predicted model, not a curated record